GGGAUUCAUACAAACACGUGAAGCAAAAUUUGAAGUAAUAAUUACACCUGGGGUAUAAACAUGGGACAAAAUUAACUAAAAAACAAACAGCACCAGCACUACAAUAAAAAUAUUUGUUAUGGGAGGAACAGUUAGGCAUAAGUAAAUGUUUCUGUACGGACGCAUUUCCAAGCAGUGCACAUAAGGGCGAAAAGCCCAAAAUUUUGUUUUGUGAUCAUGCCUGGGCUUUCAGAAACGGAGCGUGUUGGCUUUAAAAAGAUAUUGAGCUCGAUGACAGAUGUCGACUUAAGAUCACUUAGUGACACGGUUACAAAUAAGAUGAUUGUCGUGGAAAACAUGACAGAGGCCAUGGAAACAAUUCUGAGUUUCUCCAAAAGUGCAGAGGAGCUUCUCAGAAGGAGAAAGGUUCACCGUGACCUCAUAUUUAAAUACCUCGUCAAAGAAGGGGUGACAAUGCCGCCAACCAGCGAGAAACACCAGCUGGUGAAGAGGACGCUGGAGCUGUGGUCGUCAGUAACGGUGGAUGAAGCCAAGCAGCAACAGCCCACAACAUCUGAUUCCAAUGACAUACAAACCAAGGUUGGCUUUGAUCCACUGAUCCUGGGACAGCAGUUCUGCCAGUGGUUCUUCCAGAUCCUGAACAGUCAGAAUCCAUCACUGGGCCAACAGCCUCAAGACUGGGGGCCACAGCAUUUCUGGCCAGAUGUGAAACUUCGGCUUCUUUCCAGAGCUACGACUGAGCAGAUGGAGGAGUUCCAAGGGGCUGAAGUGGUCAGCCUUCGUCUCUUGGCCCUGACCAGUGGAGAGCGCCUUGUCUUCAGUCCCAACCUGGACCCUCACGGCCUCAGGGCAGUGGCCUCCCCCCAUGGCUUGGUUCUGGUGGGUGUGGCUGGGACCAUCCACAGAGACCAGUUCUGCCUUGGCAUUUUCGAGCAGAUAUUCGGCCUCAUCCGCUCACCCCUGAAUGAAAACAGCUGGAAGAUAAAGUUCAUCAACCUAAAGAUCAGAGGACAGGACGGCAUUGAAGGGACAGAGGUAGCAGCUCCUGCUUUAAACUACAACUCCAGUGAACUGCAGCUUCUUUGCAGCUGAUGGCAGUCAUCAUAACACUGGAUAUCUUUUACACUAUUUUACCCAGGGAUGUUUUACUUGAUUAGGCAUGCAUAAAUUAAUACACAAUUAUCUGAGUUGUCUGAACAGAUCCUGAUACUGAUUCUGAAUUGGGGUUUGGGGGAGAGAAACGUUUUGCUUAGUUAAUGCAAAUUGAGGCAUGGCACAUUUUUACAUUUCCUUUAGAGUUCUUCUUUGCUUUUACAAAUGCAGCAAUUCUAUUGCUCUCCGGCUCGAAGCUUUUACUGAGUAAAUGUUGCUGCAAAGUUGUUUUCUGACAGCUUGUGCCUUAUUUAACAUAUUCUGUGGAUGCACUCCUGAAUAUACCUUUGUAAAUAUGUAAUAUAUAAGAGAGAGUUGUGUACAUUUAUACUGUAAUUAGAAGUAAGUCCUACAAAUUGGAUUAUUUUUUUGUCUCAAUGACAUUGCAAUCCCAGGCAAAACUGAUUAUAAUGUAAUAAAACUUUUUGUUGCUUUCUUUUGAUGAAUAAGGUUAUACAAUGCUUAUUGAUCUUGUGUUGRGUAUACAUAUAAACAGAAAUAMAUUAAGURGACUAACGCAAAGGACURUGAUAGGUAAGCCAGAUAUGUAGGCAAGUUUUAAAAUAUAUUCAACAAAUAUUUCUCUGUAAAGCAUCUUUGAGGAAUCACAUUCUUUACCAAACUGUUAUUUUAAGAUUUUUAUUUUAUUUUAUUUUAUUGCUGUAAUAGGUAGAAGUCUUAUUGUUGAGGUACAUUUCAGAGCAACCAUUUGCAGUAGAUGGCCAAUAAAAUUCAGAAUAGAAACYUG
Poecilia reticulata (guppy) is the source of this 1900-nucleotide messenger RNA. RefSeq names its product chromosome 2 C3orf38 homolog (gene c2h3orf38). The record is from RefSeq and is a predicted model, not a curated record. Lineage: Eukaryota; Metazoa; Chordata; Actinopteri; Cyprinodontiformes; Poeciliidae.